Perognathus longimembris pacificus (Pacific pocket mouse) is the source of this 1973-nucleotide messenger RNA. It is a transcript of the gene Rnf125, whose product is annotated as ring finger protein 125. The record is from RefSeq and is a predicted model, not a curated record. Gene Ontology annotation, biological process: protein polyubiquitination; ubiquitin-dependent protein catabolic process. The transcript is spliced from 6 exons. The coding region runs from base 242 to 946 and encodes 234 amino acids. Lineage: Eukaryota; Metazoa; Chordata; Mammalia; Rodentia; Heteromyidae. Gene Ontology annotation, molecular function: ubiquitin protein ligase activity.
GCCCCCGCGUGCCAACCCAGAAGCGCCCCAGUGAGUGCAUUUCAAACCUUGGGCGGCGCGCUGGGCCUGCCCUCCACUGAGGUUGGGCGCGACGGCGGAGGAGGAGGCUGGCUUGCUAGGCUGCACUCGCUGGGCGAGCUAGGAGGCGACGAUCACAGCUGGGCCUGGACUUCCUUCCUCCAACUGCAAGACAACACACCACAGCCGGCUGCCAGCAGCUGCCAGAGCCAGACAAGCAGCGAUGGGCUCCCUGCUGAGCAGCGACAGCGGUAAAUCCGCGCCCGCCCUCUGUCCACGGCCCCCACGGCCCCUGGAGCGCAGCGGGGACCCCGAGCUGCCCAUCACAUCUUUCGAUUGCUCCGUGUGCUUGGAGGUGUUGCACCAGCCUGUCCGGACCCGCUGUGGCCACGUAUUCUGCCGUUCCUGUAUUGCUACCAGUCUAAGGAGCAAUAAGUGGACCUGUCCAUAUUGUCGGGCGUAUCUUCCUUCAGAAGGAGUUCCAGCAACUGAUGUAGCUAAAAGAAUGAAGUCAGAGUACCAGAACUGUGCCGAGUGUGACACCCUGGUUUGCCUCAGUGAAAUGAGGGCGCACAUAAGGACAUGUGAGAAAUACAUCGAUAAGUAUGGACCACUACAAGAACUUUCGGAGACAGCAACGAGGUGCGUGUGUCCAUUUUGUCAGAGGGAAUUGGAUGAAGACAGCUUGCUGGAUCAUUGUAUUACUCAUCACAGAUCAGAACGGAGACCUGUGUUUUGUCCGCUUUGCCGUUUAAUACCUAAUGAGAGUCCAAGCAGCUUCAGUGGCAGCUUAAUAAGACAUCUGCAAGUUAGUCACACGUUGUUUUAUGAUGAUUUCAUAGACUUUGAUAUAAUUGAGGAAGCUCUUAUACAAAGAGUCUUAGAUCGGUCACUUCUUGAAUACAUGAAUAACUCCAACGCCACAUAAUUUUAUUAAUAGGAAAGGAAAAAGGAUCAUUCAAUUGUACCAUUUAAAUGCUGCUUAAACAAUUGGGGAAUUGCUUAUGGAGGGAAAUUGUCAAUGUUUGAUGGAGAACAAUGUAAUGUAUGUUUGUGCUUAUUGUUAUACUGCAUUAAAAACUGUAUUAAUCUUGAUGGUUCUGAUCUGCCCUUACGUUCUUGAGUUUCCUAGACAUGUAACAAGAAAUAAUCUCAGGCAUUACUACAUGGGAGAAGCACAGACUGAGUAGGAAGAUAGGGAGGAUUUCCAUUUGCAAAAGGAAUGGCUCAGUCUAGUGAAUGUUAUGUAUCAGUAACUACCAUCAUGGUUGGAAAAGGUAAUUGAUCUUUGUUCUAUUGUAAAAGAUGAAGAACAGAACAAAAUAUGGAGAAUCAAGAAAAUAGGAAAUCUGCUUCAAUGCUCAUGUUCUCAUUAAUCCCUAGUAGAAUAGCAUGAAUUACCUGCUGGGAAUAGGAAAGCAAAAUUUUUGAAGUCAACCAAGUCAUAUUUCAACCAACAAAAUUUUUGUGUCCGAAAUGUGUACUUAACUCUGACCUUUUUUCACUUGUGUGCACAUAAGCCAUUAGUAUAUUAUUUUUAAAUAUUUGUAGCUUAUUGUCUAGAGAUAUGUUCAUAGUGUAGGCAAUUUCUUAGGGACUGUCAUUAUUUACAGUAAAAGUACUCAUGUCCAUAAUUUUAGUGGAAACUUUAAGGGCUUUAUUUUUAAUUUCAACUUUCAAAAAAUACAUAAAAUGAAACACAAAUACUGAAAAAUACAAAAUUUAUACCAUAAUGAAUUAUUUCAAGAAAAAUCCUAGAAUUCUGAAUUAGAAUCAUAGAAUUCUGGUAGUCACCCUAUUUAUCUCUGGUCACAAUUACAACCCCACAGAAGCAAGCACUACAUUGAUUACAACAAUAAUUGAUUUCUCAUAUUUUUAUUGUUUUAUCAUUUAGUGAUUAUCUCCAUGUCUUAAUCUUACUUAUUUAAAUUUGUUUUAUUAGCUGUGGUUUUUUU